CUUUGUUGAACUUGUCCGGUCCGGUGAACUGAAAAUUGAUGCCUUCCCCGCGCGCCGUUAAGAUCGCGGUCCAUUUCAAAUUUUCCUCAAAUUGAGCCUUUUCUUUACUUUAAUCAUUUUCCCGCUCGUCGAAGCCCAUGGCGGGUUUAGAUUGGGCAGACGACGAAUGGGAGCUCGUCAACGACGAUGGCUUCGUCUACAAACGCAAGAAGCGCCCCCGCCUCGACCCCCCUACCACAUCCUCCUCCUCGCAUCCACCGCUUCCUGAUCCCACGGCGGAGGAGAGCAACCGCCGGGAACGGAAGAGGACCGCGCUCGUCAAACUCAAACAGAAAUAUCAAAGAGAGAUCCGCCAGUGGGAACAUUUGUCGAACACCUUGAAGGCGAUGCAAGAGAAAGCCUCCAUCCAGCAACAGACGCAUCCAGAGCUUCCUACACCGUCUUCGGACCAUGCCGCCAGUACCUCCGCGCCGCCGGGUAACUCAUCCCGGCAACUUAUAGACGAGCUCCUUUCUCAGGCUGAAAUUCAGGAAGCCAUAAUUUGCGACAUAUCAAAUUUAUGCGAUGUUGCUGAAGCCUUGUGCAGUGCUCAAGAAGAAAGGCUUAAGAAAUCAUUCAUAGACCUUCCGAUUUGGGCAAAAUCACCGCGCGAGCUCAUCACUUCACUAUGCGAAGAGUGAGCUCAUUUACUAUGCACAUCUAGUGGAGCUCUUGGUGAUAAAAACAAAGUAUUGCAACCUUGUUCAAUCUGUAUCAAUAUUGUUCUAACUGUGGCAAGAUCCUGCCUUGUCCAUUUUGUGUUGCUAGCUUGUAAAUUAGUUUCUACUUUAGACUCAUAGCUAGAUUUAUCAAGUAUUAACAGCUUGUUGCUUGCCAAACCGAGUCAAUUUAGAUGUAUGUUUCAAGGCUGAUGUAGACUAAAUGGUUAUUUGUUGAAUGAAUUGCAAACAUUUGGUGUUUGUUUGGUUGUUC
Messenger RNA from Ipomoea triloba (trilobed morning glory), 972 nucleotides. RefSeq lists its product as uncharacterized. The record is from RefSeq and is a predicted model, not a curated record. The transcript is spliced from 2 exons. Bases 138 to 680 code for a protein of 180 amino acids. NCBI's taxonomy places the organism in Eukaryota, Viridiplantae, Streptophyta, Magnoliopsida, Solanales, Convolvulaceae.